Molecule: messenger RNA, 9370 nt
Organism: Doryrhamphus excisus (bluestripe pipefish)
Lineage: Eukaryota; Metazoa; Chordata; Actinopteri; Syngnathiformes; Syngnathidae
Source: RefSeq, a predicted model, not a curated record
GAAGCCGUAGACGCUUGUCGAAUAUGACACAACCUAAAUUGAAAAAAACACUAUAACUGACACGCAUCUGAACCAAUCAGCGCAGAGUUUGACUGACGAUGAACAAAUCAGACAUGUAAGAAGGCGGAGCUAAUCCGAUCUCCAAGACGGGGAGACUGUUACUGCUAUCAAGAGUGUCAAAUGGAUGCUCUCCGCCAACACGUUUAGUUUUAUUCAUGAAUUAACUUGGACAAGAAAAGGUGACCACGCCGAGGUUUAUAUAACUACUUUCCGCUUCAUCUAAUGAUAUUUUUCAUAAACAGACAAAGGAUUUCAUUGAGUUUUACACCGUGUUUUGGACAAUCCCAUCCCAUGUUUUUGGAAGAAGAGGAAGACUCCAACCUAAAACACAGCAUCUUUUGAUGGAUGAAAUGGAUGAAAUGCCUUGACUUCGGCGACAGCAAAUAAUGUCAGGGUUAGUCUCGCUCGUGGGUUUGGUGGCGGUGCUGAAGAAGACCCACAUGAACCCCCGUCCCCAGAGUGCUUUGGUUCUGGGAAUGACCCUGUUGUUGAUAAACCUGAUUGCUGCUGAUUCACCUGUUGCAGAUGUUUCUCUCUUCGGCUCUCCACACCAUGCUGAGAAAUUUCUUGACAAUAUUCCAAUCCCAAGAAGAUUAUCAUUAUCACCCUCAAGAACCACUCGGACCGGUCCAGUCAAUCCUGAAUUGCAAUAUGAAUCUCUAACACCCGUUGGCCUGGACGCAGAAGAACCACAUCCUCUUUUGCCGUCGUUGCAUCACUCUCAGAUGUUUUUGGGAUCUCUUUCCGUAUCUCGAAUGCAACCUCAGUCGAAUGUAUCAAGACCCUCAUCGUUCAAAAAACCGACGGUGUCACAGUUUAGUUUUCUAAAGGAAGUACCUAAAGUCUCACUGGAACCUGAGCCGAGUGAAAUUCAGAACGAGAAUAAACCGGAAACGGUUCUGCCCAACUCACACGAACUUCUAGCGCCUAGCUACCACGUACCUUUAACCGGCCUCCACCUUGCAUCACCUUCGUUUCAACCAACCGAGGCUCCCCCGGAGUACUUUUAUCCCUCUAAUACUAUGGACUUUGACUGGGGGUCUGGGGAUUACUUGGAGACAAUGGCAUUCCUAAGUCCAGAAGAAGAGGACUUCUCUUUGGUCACCAAAGUUCCCGAUACAUACGAUCAAGACGACGAUACAGAAAAAUAUGAUACAGCUUUCCCUUCCAGAGUGGGCGCAUCUUUUUCAUCCUUGCAUCAUCUUCAUAUUCGGCCAUCUUAUUCGUCCCUUCAUUACACAAUGUACGUUACUCCGACUAUUAGCAUUGACACGAUAGAAGUAUCGAACAUUGAUUGGUCGGAUACUUACAGUAUUCAACCGACAGAUGUCCUAUUACCGGAUAUGAACAGCUUGGAAUAUUACACCACCCAACUCACUAAGGACAGCGCCGGUUCAGGGAACGAAGACGAACAAAGAGGGAACAUCACCGUAGUGCCCAUGGGUACACCGGACACAACACCUAGCAAUAGCAUCGCCGAUGAUACAACUGAGGAUGACACCCAUAAUAGCAGUUUUAAUGUCUCGAAGUCUUUUUUGGACCGUUCCAUCGUCGCAACGUCCCUUCUUGAACCAUCUUCUCCCAUUUUGCCUACUUUAAUAUCGACCACACAUCGAUCUGCAGGUACUCGAACUCUUGGCCUGCUUACGGAAUUCUGGCCGGAUGAUGUCAUGCCUUCUUUGUCUCUCACGGAUGUCCAAUGGUUUGUCACAGAACCCUUACCGCAAAGCACCAUACACUCAACUCCUGUAUUAACCGCAACAGUCGCUUCUUCCUCGAGUCCUACCGAUAUUGAGGCGGUUCUCAAUAUCACUUCGAUUUCAUCCAAUGGCACUACGGUGCCCCCCGUUAUGCUAGGUGAUCAGGGGGUGACUACAGAUGAAUUUGACAAUCCAGCCACAGUGAUUUUGAUUUCAAGCGACACCGACGCUAAUACCACGCCGCCGAUACCCACGUCUACCGAUGCCAACGCACGUUUUCAUCAGGAAACAACCGGAAUUGCUGUUAAUGUUACCCCUGUCACACGUGGUGGGAAGCGGAAUACAACUCUGACAUCCAGACAGUACCUCUGCAACCUUGACAAGCCGGAGUAUCUCAUUAAAAUCGGUUUUCCCUUGGGAUACACUCUUGGAUAUGCCAGAUCCCAAGUUGGAGAGAUCCUGAAACAGCAAUUCAACAAAUCGCUUGAGUUACAGGUUAUCGAACCACCACCAAAGUUUGCGUUUCGGGUCGUAUCAGGUCCGGUUGUGUACACAGCCAUCUCUGUCAUUAAUGCCUUACGACGGUCAGGACGCCGCUUCUUGUCCGUGUCUCCCAACUGGUCUGUACCGGAUACUAAAUAUGAAGUCCACACAGUGUUGCAGUUUGUCCCUCCUCAUGUUGAUGUACGCUUUUGCAACUUCAGUGAGAGUAUCGAGAGAGGUCUCGGCAUGGCUUUUGCCGAAGUGCGUCGGCGCGCCAAGGCAUCGGACAAUUUCAUAGUGCAGAUUAUAAAUAUUACCAUGGCGGUCCCUGAAAAUCAACAACGAGCGGGGAGGUAUCCGGUGGACAUCACCUUCACCGUACGCAACAACAGAGGUUAUCUAAUGGGGUCAGAGGUCAGCAACGCCCUCAUGAAGCUCGCCAAGGUGGAAUUCAGUUAUUACAUCGGAUAUCCCGUCUUCCAGAUUGCCGAGCCUUUCCAUUAUCCGGAGUUGAACACCAGCCAGUUCCUGCGCUCCUCCUGGGUGAGAACAGUCGUUCUGGGAGUGGCGGACAGCGAAGUGGGACAGCGAACAUUCCAAGCCAACAUUGAGCGCCGGGUGGCCAUGUUACUCGGGGAGGCCAUGGGAUCCGUCAGACGUGCCAAGAGAGCCACCAGCGUGGGCAACAGCAGCGUUCAGGUUGUGAGCAUGAACCGGCUGACGGGAACCGACCAUCCCUUGGAAGUGGUGUAUUUUGUGGAAGGCCCUGACGGUCAGAGGAUCCCUGCCGUCAAAAUGGCCGACAUCCUCAAUAGCCUGGACGUCCAAAAGGCCGCCAUCAUCUUGGGAUAUCGCGUUCAGGGCAUUUUGGCACAACCCGUGGAGAAGGGACCAUCCCCGCCUUCCGACACGGAGAACCCCAACAUGUGGCUCAUUAUCGGAGUGGUGACUCCUCUCCUGGUGGUCGUCGUCAUCAUUUCCAUCCUCUACUGGAAGCUGUGUCGAACGGACAAGCUGGAGUUCCAGCCCGAUGCCGUGGCUUCCAUGCAGCAGAGACAGAAGCCUGCUACCUCACUGUCCCCCCCUCCCCAGGCGCUACAUCAGCAUGGGAGGGGUGGAAAGUGUAGUGAGGAAGAAGAAGGGGGAUUUGAGGAGGAGGAGGAGGACUAUGACGGUGAAGAGGAAGAGUAUGAAGAGGAGGAAAUGAAGGAACGAUUGCCUCGUGCUAAGAGCAAAAGCAGUACACCGAGUGAUGAUGAUGAUGAUGAUGAGGAGGAGGAUAAGGAAGAAGAGGAGAGAAUGAAAGUGUUCCCGAGAGGGAGGCGGGCCGAGGAGGAGUUGCAGGCCCCCAGUGUGAAAGGCUUUGACUUUGCUAAACUGCAUCUUGGCCAGCAGAGUAAAGAUGAUGUCAUGGUGGUCCAGGAAUCCACCCCGACGGGGCCUCCGAAGGAAGGCCCGAGUCCGUCACAGAACGGGGAGGGCGCCACUCCCGUAUCUAAAAACUCCGCCUCCUCCAGCAAGGCGUCCCGUAGCAGUCGAAGACGAGAGAGGAUCUCCCCAUCAGACGGUGAUUCCAUGCUGAGUGACCGCUCCAGCAGGAGGGAAUCGACCGAAGAGAACCUGAGAGCGCAGGCCACGCCCGGCGACAGCAAGCAGACGUGGAAGGUCCCCAUCAAUGUUUUAAAUGGUCCUCCUCCUUCGAGUGGUCUCAACGAGCAGUUCUCAUCCACGUCCAUCUUCGAACAUGUCGACCGAAUGUCCCGGGCCACAGACGUCAGCCGAAGACCCCCCAACAAAGUGCAGCUAAUCGCAAUGCAACCCAUGUCGGCCCCUCCCUUGCCUCCCUCCCUCCACACUGCCGCUGCCAAGAUGGCCGAUGCCAACCAAAUGAACAAGGAGAUCCAGGUAGCGCUGAGACAGAAAUCGGAAAUGGAGCACCAUCGGAAUAAGAUCCGCUUGCGUGCCAAAAGGAAGGGACACUAUGACUUCCCUGCAAUGGAUGACAAAGAUGGCGGCCUCGGGGACGCCAAAGACCAGGAUCACAUCUACCAGAAAGCACAAAUGCAGAUGGAUAAGAUCUUGGACCAGAAUCCACAAAUCCUCAUGGAGCCCAGAAAAAGGUUUGUUCUGUUUUAUUAUUUUUCUUGGUCCAGAAAAGUGAAUUUAAGUUUAUUUGGAAGUUCCCGAGGGCGGCGUUCCCCCAAACAGCGAAUAAAGGAGCAAUCCAACGGAGGAAAAAUGGAUGCGGACAAAGAUCACCUGAUCUCCGAAGACACCGAUCCAGUCUACAGGAAGUGUCCCGGUUUCAACAAUGUGGCGUUUGUGUCGGACCCCGACCAAGCCACUCACGGAAGCCCGUCCCCCACCAAUGACGUCUUCCUCGGUACCCCCUCCUCACCUCCCGGCCACGCGCCCCCUCCGCCCCCUUACAUGCCCCCGCAACCCUCCAUCGAAGAGGCAAGGCAGCAGAUGCAUUCACUGCUGGACGACGCCUUCGCACUCGUGUCGCCGACCUCUCAGGGCAGCUCGGCCGGGGUCACUCUUCCAGGGGUCGGUGUCAACACUUCAGACUUUAGCCCACCAGGUCGGGGCCCCAGAUCUUGGGGCCCCUCCUAUCAAGGAAUCGGCCCUUACACUAGUAGAUUCAGUGACCUGGGCGUGUCUCCUCCGCUGAUACAUGGUCCUGUACCAAGGCAGGAUCGUGGUCUGAGCUACAUCCCCCCAGUCGAGGCAGCUGGACCAGGGGACCAGGUCCAGAUCACCAACCUUUACCCCAGCAGGGGACUCUAUGCUGACGAGCUCCCCACGGCAGCCAGACCACGACCAGUAGGGGGCACUGCAGGCGGCCAUCUUCAUCAUCUUACACAGGUGGGCUUGUCCAGCCGGAUGAAUGGUUAUCCAGCGGGGGUCAGAGGUCACCCGGGACAGAACGGAGGCAUCAGCUGGAGCAACUACCAAGACGACAAUUACUGCAGAGCCGUGCCGGAUAACAAUGCAAUGCCCAGGAGUGUCCUCAGGGAGCCGACGGCGCCCCCUUCCCACCCGGACCCCGCGUUAGACUACCUACCAUCCCCUCUCCCGGCGGCCCCCGCCCCCCCCACCCAGUCCUCGGCCUCCCUGAUCAAGGCCAUCCGGGAGGAACUGUUGCGGCUGUCACAGAAACAAGGCUCGUUGUCCAGCUACCACAGCUGAGGAACGCUGCUUGCUAGCGUGACCGUGCUUCCCAUGGAAGUCCCAUCCAGAGAGAUGAUCCUCCUUAUUAUUAUUAUUAUUAUUAUUAUGAAUUAUUUCGGUAUUCAUUACACGAUUCCGUCACCACGGGACAUCAAAAAUUUGGACCUAGAUGACAUAUCAUUAGUGUCAUGGAUCACGUUUUUUUUUUUAAUAUGUUUUUUUAUGAAAUAUUUUCUGCCAUGAUGAGCCAUGUUUUGCCGUGACACUGUGAAGAUGAUCACAUGACCCACAGAAAGGUCAUAGUUCACAGGCAGCCUACUUUUGGGUCUUUUGUUUUGGGUUUUAGAAAUAAAUUGCGACAUAAAUGCCUUCAUCGUUACGGUGAGUACUGUACUGUACGUGUAAGUACUCGGAUGAUAUCGGUAGUACUUGGUAGUACGUAGGUUUUUUUAACCAUGAACGUGUUUACUAAAUCACCAUGUCUUGUUCAUUCAUUCAUUCAGUUUUUUCCUUAUGAGGGUCGCGGAGGGUGCUGGAGCCUAUCCCAGUUGUUUUCAGACGAGAGGUACAGGUACACCCUGGACUGGUGGCCAGCCAAUCACAGGGCACAUAUAGACAAACAACCAUUCACACUCACAUUCAUAACCUAUGGACAAUUUUGAGUCGCUAAUUAAGCUAGCAUGUUUUUUUUUUUUGGAAUGCCACACAGAGAUGGCCGAGGGUGGAAUCGAACCCGGGGCUCCUAGCUGUGAGGUCUGCGUGCUAACCACUCGACUGUCAUGCAGCCCAUUAUUAUUAUUAUUAUUAUUAUUUUAUUUUAUUUUUUUUUAGCUAGCUCGUAUUAACUCCUUUCUGGUGUUAGAAUGUACAAAAAAUGGAAAUAAAUAUGUGUUCAUGUUUCACAUAAGGAUUGGGAAUAAUGGCCAAUAUUCCCCCAGAAGUGCACUUCUACAUCUAUAUAAGGUAUUAUUAUUAUUAUUAUUAUUAUUAUUUUAUUUAUUUCUUUUUUUUAUGGCUAGCUCAUAUUAACUCCAUAUAAAUAUAAUCUAUAUAAGGGAUUAUUAUUAUUAUUAUUAUUUAUUAUUUUGUUUUUUUUAUUAAUUUUUUAUAGCUAGCUCGUAUUAACUCCUUUCUGGUGUUAGAAUGUACAAAAAAUGGAAAUAAAUAUGUGUUCAUGUUUCACAUAAGGAUUGGGAAUGAUGGCCAAUAUUCCCCCAGAAGUGCACUUCUACAUCUAUAUAAGGUAUUAUUAUUAUUAUUAUUAUUAUUUUAUUUAUUUCUUUUUUAUGGCUAGCUCGUAUUAACUCUAUAUAAAAUAUAAUCUAUAUAAGGUAUUAUUAUUAUUAUUGUUAUUAUUUUUUUUUUGUUUGUUUUGUUUAGCUAGCUCGUAUUAACUCCUUUCUGGUGUUAGAAUGUACAAAAAAUGGAAAUAAAUAUGUGUUCAUGUUUCACAUAAGGAUUGGGAAUAAUGGCCAAUAUUCCCCCAGAAGUGCACUUCUACAUCUAUAUAAGGUAUUAUUAUUAUUAUUAUUAUUAUUAUUAUUAUUAUUUUAUUUAUUUCUUUUUUUUAUGGCUAGCUCAUAUUAACUCCAUAUAAAUAUAAUCUAUAUAAGGGAUUAUUAUUAUUAUUAUUAUUUAUUAUUUUGUUUUUUUUAUUAAUUUUUUAUAGCUAGCUCGUAUUAACUCCUUUCUGGUGUUAGAAUGUACAAAAAAUGGAAAUAAAUAUGUGUUCAUGUUUCACAUAAGGAUUGGGAAUGAUGGCCAAUAUUCCCCCAGAAGUGCACUUCCCCUUUAAGGGAUGUGUUACAUCUAUAUAAGGUAUUGCUUCAUUAAUUCCUAAAUUGUUUGUGGUAAUCCCGUCGCCGUGACAACGAGAAACAAAUUGGGAAAAAUGAUAAAAAUAAAUGAUAAAAAUGUUAGCAUGAGCUGCAAACUCCACACAGAGGUUGCCGAUGGUGGAAUUGAACCCUGGUAUUUUUAUAGUUAUUUUUUUUUAUUUCAUUAUUAUUAUUAUUAUUUUAUUUAUUUUUUUUAGCUAGCUCGUAUUAACUCCUUUCUGGUGUUAGAAUGUACAAAAAAAUGGAAAUAAAUAUGUGUUCAUGUUUCACAUAAGGAUUGGGAAUGAUGGCCAAUAUUCCCCCAGAAGUGCACUUCUACAUCUAUAUAAGGUAUUAUUAUUAUUAUUAUUAUUAUUAUUAUUAUUAUUAUUAUUAUUAUUAUUAUUAUUAUUAUUAUUAAUAAUAAUAAUUUUAUUUUAUUUUAUUUUUUUAUUAUCAUUAUUAUUAUUUUAUUUAUUUCUUUUUUAUGGCUAGCUCGUAUUAACUCUAUAUAAAAUAUAAUCUAUAUAAGGUAUUAUUAUUAUUAUUAUAUUUAUUUCUUUUUUUAUAGCUAGCUCGUAUUAACUCUAUAUAAAAUAUAAUCUAUAUAAGGUAUUAUUAUUAUUAUUGUUAUUAUUAUUAUUAUUUUUCGUUUUGUUUAGCUAGCUCGUAUUAACUCCUUUCUGGUGUUAGAAUGUACAAAAAAUGGAAAUAAAUAUGUGUUCAUGUUUCACAUAAGGAUUGGGAAUGAUGGCCAAUAUUCCCCCAGAAGUGCACUUCCCCUUUAAGGGAUGUGUUACAUCUAUAUAAGGUAUUAUUUUAUUUUUUUUAUUUUUUAUUUUUUUUUUCAUUAUUAUUAUUUUUUUUAUGGCUAGCUCAUAUUAACUCUAUAUAAAAUAUAAUCUAUAUAAGGUAUUAUUAUAUUUAUUUCUUUUUUUAUACCUAGCUUGUAUUAACUCCUUUCUGGUGUUAGAAUGUACAAAAAAUGAAAAUAAAUAUGUGUUCAUGUUUCACAUAAGGAUUGGGAAUGAUGGCCACCAUUCCCCCAGAAGUGCACUUCUACAUCUAUAUAAGGUAUUUUUUUUAUGGCUAGCUCGUAUUAACUCUAUAUAAAAUAUAAUCUAUAUAAGGUAUUAUUAUUAUUAUUGUUAUUAUUAUUUUUUUGUUUUGUUUAGCUAGCUCGUAUUAACUCCUUUCUGGUGUUAGAAUGUACAAAAAAUGGAAAUAAAUAUGUGUUCAUGUUUCACAUAAGGAUUGGGAAUGAUGGCCAAUAUUCCCCCAGAAGUGCACUUCUACAUCUAUAUAAGGUAAAUCCGUCGCCGUGACAACGACAAACGAAUUGGGAAAAUGAUAAAAAAAAUAAAUCAUAAAAAUGUUAGCGUGAGCUGCAAACUCCACACAGAGAUAGCCUAGGGUGGAAUCGAACCGUGGUCCCCUAGCUGUGAGGUCUGAGCGCUAACCACUCGACCACCGUGCCGCCACAUCAUGUCUUUUUUUUUCAUGCAGUAUUUAAAGUUUGCAUACUUUUUUAACAUAAGGUACUGUAUUUAUAAAUCAUGCUAAUGUACUUUUUAGCUUGUUUUUAUUGACUUUGUUUUGUUUCAUCGUGUGCACCAUGCAAGUCAUUAAACUGAUUGGAAUACCGGGGUUCUUCACCGAAUACAUAUUUAAUAAUUUCAUAUACAUAUGUGUGUCGUUUCAAUACCCCUCUUAUAGGUAAAAAAAAAGCGGAAGUCCGUCAUGUCCAAUGGAAGUUUUAGAUCAGAUUCCGGAAAAAAGGUCCAGGUGAGUGUUACCCUAUCGCUUAGGUCUGAAUCAGGGGUCUCAAACAUGCGGCCCGCGGGCCAAAUGUGGUGCGCAGGACACUACUUUGAGGCCCCCGCCUUGAUAUGAAAGUUUAAUGUUUUGAUACGGAUGCUGUAUGGUAUCAUGUACCCAGAUAAAAAAAAUAUUACGUUUGAUUAAUGUUCAUGUUAAAGGUUAAAUAACUGUUAAUAGUUAUCCUCACUAUGCGUGUGGAAGUGGUAAGUUUUUAGGCGAUUUAAGUUGAAAGGAAAUAACUUGAAGGCUACCGUUUAGGUCGCUAGCUGUCUAGUUUGCGAGUUAGCAUGUGGCUAAAGACGCUGCGGUUGCGCA